AUGACAGAUUGUACUACUAACAGAUACAGUUCGUUUCUAUAUGUAGUCGUUGAUAUUUUCAAUAAGAAUGGGUAUAAUCAUAAGUGUGGCUACACGAUAAAACCUAAGGUGAAACUCGGAGAUCCAAGGAAGGAAUUCAAAACAUACAUACACUCCUUACCAGCCUGGGGAUUUAAUGAACUGUUUUAUUAUGUAGGUAGAAUCGACUACAAUAAAUCUGAACAAAAUGGGUUUCGACACAUUACUUCUUGUCAUACGGAUGUUGUAGUCUACUAUUGGGGUCAUGAUGAAGAUAAUCUAUGCCCCUUACUCAUUAGACUUACGAGAGGAUCUUGGUUCUCUUAUUACUAUGAAUACUACAUUCCUACGGGGAUAGGUUCUAACGAGUGGAAAAAAUAUGGUAUAGCCAAGAAUGUAUAUAGCGGACUUACAAAGAUUGUUAAUGAUGAUGUUUUUAAAAAGGUAGUUACUCUAAACCUCAGCAAGACUAGCGGAACAUAUGCAUUUGAUGGUACGGAUAACUCAUCCAUAAAUACAGGUGUUAGGAUACAAGUUACUGGACCAGAAAAUAAACCCUCUGCGGAUUAUAAGAAAUUUACUCACCGUCUUGAGAGUGGUGAAUCAAUGAGGAUACUUGGAACAAAACAUAAUAAUGAGUUUAUCAACUUCAAAGAUUCUGUUAUACAAACACCAUACUAUCAUGCCCAUGUCUACUAUGCAACUACCGAUGGUGAUUAUGCUAAACCCCUAAUUCUGGAACUUGGCAUCAGUAGUGACACCUACUACAGAUUAGAUGGUGAGAAGUGGGUUAAAGAUACUAGUAUAAAGUCUGGUAAUCUAGAAACGCAUCUUCAAAAUUUCAGUGGAGCACAUAUAAUAGAGAUCUCCCAGAAGGGGCAAUAUAACUGUAGUUCCCCUGGUUGUAGUCAGAAUAUUCAAGUAACACCCGAAGAUAACACUUACAAUUAUACUAGACAAAGACAUCACCUUCAGGGAAAUAGACCAUUCUCUGUCUCCUCCUUUAUUGGAAGUAACUCAACUGUUCAAACAGGUCUUUCUUCUCCAACUAAUGUGACUGAAGUAAACGUCUUUUGGUAUCCUAAGGAUAACAUCCCUAAGCCACUCCUAAUUUUCUAUGGAUCUAGAGUAACUAGAAAGUGUUUUAAGAAGGUUAGAGGUAAUGAUAAUACUUGGGAGGAAGCGCUUGGAGAUGAUAAGCCUAAAAGUGCUGAUGACCACGAUAAGAUUAAGAAGCUCCUUACAGAAAAAGAAUCUACACAAGUUACCAUUAAACUUGACCAGGUAUCUUCAUCAUCUGAAACUAGCUAUACAUCUGGUAAUGCAACUAUUGAGAUUAAGACCGGUGCUGCUGAUGUAAGUGGUUUCUCACAAAUUACACAUACUGCCAAAGAUAACGAGAGGUUUAGGGUAACGCAAGUUGAACAUAAUGGUACUCAACUUACUGGUAUAGACUCUGAUAAACCUCUUGGUAGUUUUUCAGUAUUCUAUGCUAAUUCAGACACUAAACAUGAAAAGCCACUUCUUGUUGGACUGGAAAUUAAAGAGGAUACUAAAACUACUCAUGAGUAUUAUAAGAGGCCCGAUGGUAAUGCACCUACAUGGACUAAAAUUGAGAGGAAGGAAAAAGAGGAAAAAGAAACUGAAGAUGAAGAUACAACAGAACUGAAUGAAGAUACAUUAAAGCCUAUACUUGAUGAGCUUAAGAGUGUACAUAUUUCUGAGUCAUCUAAUGUAGGUACUAUAGCCGGUGGUGUUACAGGAGGCCUAGGAGUUACCGGAGGUCUCGUCGGUGUUACUAUAUGGAAAUGGCCUUCUAUAAUGUCGUUUCUAAUAACUCGUCUGUAA
This is a messenger RNA of Theileria equi strain WA, 1866 nucleotides long. RefSeq lists its product as hypothetical. The record is from RefSeq and is a predicted model, not a curated record. The coding region runs from base 1 to 1866 and encodes 621 amino acids. The transcript has a single exon. Lineage: Eukaryota; Apicomplexa; Aconoidasida; Piroplasmida; Theileriidae.